UGCCACGCCUGCCCGCCAUGGCCUCGAGCUGGCACGACACGCUCACCAUCGAGACGAUCGAGAAGGAGCGCGCCAACCCGCCGUUUGACGUGCGCGCCCUCUCCAUCGCCCAGCAUGGCAGCGAGAAGGAGCUGCUGCUCAAGGAGCGCUUCAUGCUCGAGAUUGCCCGCGACCCCGUCUUCUACAUGGGCGAUGUGCACGACCUGACCAAGGACGAGCUGCGCGAGCGCACGAUGCAGAAGAUUGGCUCGCUGGUGCACUGCGUGCAGAACGAGUCGAUCGAGAACUUCACGAAGCGCAUGGAGCUCAUCGGCCUCUUCGACCCCGGCUUCUGGACGCGCUUCGGCGUGCACUACGGCCUCUUCCUCGGCGCCAUCCGCUCCGGCGCCACGCCUGGCCAGUUCAGCUACUGGAUGGACAAGGGCGUCGUGACGUGCCAGGGCAUGUUUGGCUGCUUCGGCAUGACGGAGCUGGCGCACGGCUCCAACGUUGCUGGCCUGGAGACGACGGCCACGUUCGACGAGCAGACGGACGAGUUUGUGGUGCACACGCCGAACCUCGGCGCCACCAAGUGGUGGAUCGGCGGCGCCGCACAGACGGCGACGCACUGCUCCGUCUUUGCGCAGCUCGUCAUCCGCGGCAAGAAGCACGGCACAAAGACGUUCAUCGUGCCGCUGCGCGACCCCAUGACGUUUGCGCUGCUGCCCGGCGUGAACAUCGGCGACAUUGGCAAGAAGAUGGGCCGCGACGGCAUUGACAACGGCUACAUCCAGUUCACGAACGUGCGCAUCCCGCGCGCGUACAUGCUCAUGAAGCACACGCAGGUGACGCGCGAGGGCGAGGUGCGCGAGCCGCCGAUCCAGCAGCUCACGUACGGCGCGCUGCUGCAAGGCCGCACGGCCAUGGUCACCGACGCCGCCAACACGGCCAAGAAGGCGCUGACAAUUGCGGUGCGCUACGCCGCCGUGCGCCGGCAGUUCAAGUCGUCGCCCGACGCCGAGCUCGAGACGCAGAUCCUCGACUACCCCAUCCACCAGCGGCGCCUCAUGCCGCUCGUGGCGCAGGCCGUGGCGUUUGGCUUCACGGCGCUGCAGCUGCAGCGGCUGUUCGAGGAGACGAGCAGCGCCCUCGAGGCGCUCGAGCCGGGAGACCCGAACCUGAACGCGACGAUUGAGCUGCUCAAGGAGACGCACGCCACGUCGGCCGGCCUCAAGGCCUUCUGCACGUGGGCCACGCUCGACACCAUCGAGAAGGCGCGCCAGGCGUGCGGCGGCCACGGCUACUCGUCGUACAACGGCUUUGCCUCGAUGUUCACCGACUUUGCCGUGCACUGCUCGUGGGAGGGCGACAACAGUGUGCUCUCGCUGCAGUCGGGCCGCGCGCUUAUUGCUGCGUACCGCGACGCCAUGGACGGCAAGAAGCUGGCCGAGGGCACGUCGUACCUGAACAACAUCGAGCAGGUGCUGUCGCGCAAGUGCCGGAGCAACGAGGAGCUCGUCACGCUUGCGGGCAUCGAGGAGGGCUGGGCCACGGUCGCCGCACACGCCGUGCGCAAGGCCGGCGAGGACUUUGCCGCGCUGCUCAAGCAGGGCAAGAGCCGCGACGAGGCGUUCGAGGCCUGCUCGCAGGUGCGCUUCGUCGCCGCCAGCGUGCACACGAGCGGCUUCAUCUUCCGGCAGUUCAAGAAGGCCGUCGAGAAGAUUGAGAAGGGUGCCGACGGCGUGCGCGAGCACCUCGAGAAGGUCGCUGUGCUGUACGGCCUCUGGCAGCUCGAGGAGAAGGCGGCCUUCUUCCUGCGUUCCGGCUGGCUCUCUGGCUCGCAGCUCGACCACGCUCAGGCCAAGGUGACGGCGCUCUGCUAUGAGAUCCGUCUCUCUGCGGUCCCGCUCGUCGACUCCUUUGCCAUCUCCGACCACAUCCUCAACUCGCCCAUCGGCCGCUACGACGGCGACAUCUACCGCGCCUACUUUGCGCAGGUGCGCAAGUCGAACCCGCAGGGCAAGGAGCACCCGUACUUUGAGCGCAUCAUCAAGCCCUUCAUGCACCGCCCCACGCAGGAGCUCGAGGACUUCGACGAGAUGGGCCUCGACGACGAGAUCCAGGAGAUCAAGGAGGAGCAGGAGGAGGCCGCCGAGGAGGCAAAGGCGGCAGAGGAGGAGAAGAAGCAGCAGCUGGCCGAGGAGGCAAAGAAGAACGCCAAGUAGGCGCGUGCUCUGCUUGCCCCUCUCCACUCGCGUGCUUCCGUCUCUUCACCUUGGUCAUCUUGGCGCCGCGCUACCCCGUCUCCUCCCUCUCCGCGCCGAGCUCA
Molecule: messenger RNA, 2308 nt
Organism: Tilletiopsis washingtonensis
Lineage: Eukaryota; Fungi; Basidiomycota; Exobasidiomycetes; Entylomatales
Product: putative pox1-acyl-CoA oxidase
Exons: 6
Coding region: 18-2204 (728 amino acids)
Biological process (GO): fatty acid beta-oxidation using acyl-CoA oxidase; lipid homeostasis
Cellular component (GO): peroxisome
Molecular function (GO): acyl-CoA oxidase activity; fatty acid binding; FAD binding
Source: RefSeq, a predicted model, not a curated record